This is a messenger RNA of Plasmodium gonderi, 3636 nucleotides long. RefSeq lists its product as hypothetical. The transcript has a single exon. The coding region runs from base 1 to 3636 and encodes 1211 amino acids. The record is from RefSeq and is a predicted model, not a curated record. NCBI's taxonomy places the organism in Eukaryota, Apicomplexa, Aconoidasida, Haemosporida, Plasmodiidae.
AUGUUUAUAGCUAGCUAUUUCGAUCGAAGGAACAGUUUGGGUGAAAAGAAGGAACAUGAAAUCGAAAAUCAGGAUUGUAAAAAGAGUAACAUAGAAAGGGUUUUAAAGAAUGCUUUAAAUUUGAGUAAGGAACAAAAUAUAGUGUCUUACAAAAGAAAUGAAAAGGAACGAAUUAAAGAUAUCUUAUCAGCGUUAUUAAAAAAAAAAUUAAAAAAGACCAAAAAAAGGAACAACAAUAUAGAUGAACCCCCAGAAUAUAACACAAAUGAUCACCACCAAGACAAUAAAUUGAAUUCAAAUAAUGGGGUAAAUAUGCAUGUGAAUUUUACAAGUGAUAACGAAAUAGAAGUCAUAUUAAGAGAAAAUAAGAAUCUAAAACAUUGUUCAGAGAAAAUAUUACAAUUAAGCACACACUUAAAACAUAAUGUAUUAAAAAAUAUGAACAUACAGGAUGUUUAUAAAAUUAUCGAUACGUACAUUUCUGAUAUUGAGUCCGAAAUUUCUAAAAUCAAUGAAACAUUGGAAUUAGAUGCAAAACAGGAAUUAAGAAUAUAUAAAGACCACUUAUCAAAGUUAUGCACCAUCAAAACAGAAUUAUCAAAAAAUAAAUUCAUCGAUAUAGAGACAGAAGGCAGUAGCUUAAAUGAAAUCGAACAUAUCAUAAAUGAAAUGAAAGUAAUACAAAAAUUGAUAAAGCAGAAGGAGUAUAUUAUAUGUUUAAAAAAUACACUAAGUAAACUUGAGUAUGCAAAAAAAUGUGCAGUCAGUAGAAAAUACGAUGAAACAUUGCAUAUCAUUUUAGACGUAAUAAAAAAUCUACACAUUUUUAAAAAAUAUGCAAAAGAGCAAAUUAUUAAGGGAAUUCAAUUUUUUCUUCCGAUAUUAACAGAAUAUUAUAUGAAUAGAAUUCAAUUCUUACUAACUAGUAUUUCUUGGGGUAACAAUAUAUCAAAUGUUUCAACAAGUGCAUUGGAGCAAUUAAUAAAUGAUGCAGAUAUUAGUGAUGAUGAAUACUCGUCUAACAAUGACCAGGAGGAACACUUUUUUUUCAAUACAGAAUAUUCUUUUUCGGAAGGAAAAUUCACCAAUGUAUGUACAGAUGCAGACAUAACAACUGAACAAGUUGGUAAUAGUGAUGGUAAUGGUGAUGGAAGUUGCGCCACUAGACAAGGACAAAAUGGAGAUAUCCCUAAUGUGGAUAAAGCCAAAUCUAUUAAAGAGAAAAUAAAAAAUGCUAUAAUUUUUGAUAAUACAUACAUCUCAUUAUUGAAAAAAGAAAGUUACGAAUUCAUUCACAUAUUAACAAGUUGGAAUUUGACGGAAAAAAUUCACAAUUACAUAAAUGAAAAAAAUUGCAGAUAUAAUUUUUCAUUACGUAGGAAUAAUUGUCCCAUAAAAUUUAUUGAUAAAAUGGCUAGCUACAUAAUAACCUUUUUUAGAUCCUUUUUUCAAAAUGAGAAAAGUCCUUUAUUCAGAUUUGAUAAACCUGAAUGGGGAUUAAAAUAUUUAUUUUACCAAUGCAUAAUUAGCAAUACUAUUUUGAAAAUGUUUCUAAAUUUUGUUCAAACUGAAGACAUAAAAGAUAGCAAAGUGAUGCAAUAUAUCUUGCAAAAUCUGCUAUCUUCCAAUGAACAUUCAAAAGUAGGUGAUCAUCAUGACAUUAUUCAGGUUAGUUCCAACUACAACACGAGAGAUGGAGAAACUAAAUGCAAAGUACAGCAUAAAAAUUAUGUGGAUACUACAAAUAAAAUGAGCAUGUCCUCUAGUGCAGAAUUCUCAUUGAUUGAAGAACCAAAUCGGAAGGUUCGCAGGCAAGCCGUGCUCGAUGAGGAGAACAAGUUCAGAGAAAAAAAACACAAAUUUAACAAGAACAACUAUUCUAAUGAGAGUAACAUAUACGAUGAAAAAAACAUUUCUAGUGUUCAGGAGGCUUCUUAUAUAGGAAGGACCCCUACGGAGGACAGCCAAUAUAAUGAAGGAACGAAAAAUUUGGACGAAGUUUACUACAUGUAUAGGAUGAUGAGUACCGAACAGAAGGAAUGCUUCUUUUACGAGAUAACAAAUUGCGAACAAGUGAUAAGUAAACUAAAUUUCAAAAUAGUUAAUGAAUGUAGAUUGUAUAUACUAAGUAGAAUUUCUGUAUUCAUUCAACUGUAUCAUGUGGAAGAAAAUCAAUGUGAAAUAAAAAAGGCCUUUUUAAAUUUUAUACACCAUGUUCUUAAGUUAUAUAAGAAAUGGGCUUUGUAUGACGGGGAAAAUUGCAAGCAUUUAUUGGAUGACUUAUUAAAAAAUACAUUUGUGCAUUUAUUGUUAGAUGUGGAAAAAAUGUCAAAUGAGGAAGAAAAUAAAGAAUGUAAUACACACGAUGAAGAUGUACAAGAGACGAAUAAACAAAGAGCACAAAAAACAAGUGGUCAAUCGGUUCACGAAUUGCUAAAACGUAGAAUUGAUAGUUCAAGCGAAAUAAAAGGAGUGAAUGUAAGAAAUUUCUUUUUAUUAAUUGAAAAGGAAUUUCUUGUUGAUAUAUUGAAAGAUAUGUCCAUUAACAACUGUUGUAUACAGUUAAAGAAUAGUAUAAUUCUGGAGGAGUCGGAUUGUGUUAGUGAGUAUGUACACAUUCUUACUAAGUUAGUGAAGAAAAUAUCCAAGAGGAUACUUCUGUUUCAUCAUGCAGAGGGAGGAACAAUUACAAAUGCAGAUUGUAACAACUAUAAUGAAAACAACAUUCAUCACCAGCGGGACACUUUUGUGCAAGAGUACAUUAACCAUGUAGUGAAGGAAUUACUGUUGAUUGCAAAAGACGAAUUUAGACAUCACUGGAAUAACAUAAACGAUCUAAUAGGAGAGUGUAGUACAGCAUGUCUUUUGUAUGUUUCUUUUUGUUCGAUAAAUAAAUUCCUUUCCAUUUUUCACUUCAAAAGAUAUUUGAAAGACACAAUUUCUAGCUUUAAACAAUUGGAAAAAAAAAUGAUGAAUAAUUUGUUAGAUGCAUUUUAUCACUUCAUAUCUAUAAGAAUAUAUAAUUUAUUUACAACAAAUAGUAUAUUUCAUGAACAUAUACUAAGUAAUUUAUUUAAAAUGAAAAAAUGUUUACCUGACUAUCUGUUUCAAAAUUUGUGUAAUAAAAUUUUACAAAAACUCGAUUCCAAAAUUCUAAAUUUCAUAGUAAAUCAGAGUACAACUUAUUUACAUAAUGAAUGCAUAUUCAACACGUUCAUCAACAAUUCUUUCAUGAUUUUACAAGAAUUAGAAGAUUUGCAUAUCAAAAGGGAUGGAAUUGUCGUAUAUUCAAUGCCAAUAUUACAAGAAAUUAUUAAACUCAUGACAGACGACAUGGAUAAUUUGAAAAAAAGAAUUCAUGAAAUUAAAAGUAACUAUGCUUUAUUAUUAAAUGACAAUAAUAACAAUUGGUUACUUCAGGUUACCAAAAUAGCUAAUGCUCUAUUGAGGGAAGAUGACGACGAUGAUGAUUCCAGUAAUGACUUUACACCACAUCAUCCAUAUGAACCAAGGUCUUAUGGAAGUAAAGCAUGUCAAUUUUCGUUAAAAAAAAUUAAAUUCCUCCUUUUAAGAAGACCAGAUAUUAAACUCAUUGCAGAAAAGUCUAUCAUUAUUCGGGAAUUUAUAGAGGAAUGA